Molecule: messenger RNA, 1322 nt
Organism: Metopolophium dirhodum (rose-grain aphid)
Lineage: Eukaryota; Metazoa; Arthropoda; Insecta; Hemiptera; Aphididae
Product: cathepsin B-like cysteine proteinase 5
Exons: 6
Coding region: 107-1144 (345 amino acids)
Cellular component (GO): lysosome
Molecular function (GO): cysteine-type endopeptidase activity
Source: RefSeq, a predicted model, not a curated record
AACUUCGAAUACCGUUCACCGUCGAUACUCGAGUAGACGCUUUCAAAUACGGUCUGCAGUCGUAGGACCACGUACAGAGACGUACCUCAAGUCAAAUUCGGAGAAAAUGUCAGCAAGUAUUUUUACCGUCCUAGCCGCGGCAGUGGUGGCAGUCGCCGUCCGCGAAUCUUCGGCGGUGACGAACGAAGCGACGUUUAUCAUCGACUCAGUGAACGCGGACCCAGGCAACACGUGGAGGGCCAGCGACACCAACGUCAUCCCAGGAGACGGAAAAAACUUCAAUCAGUUGAUGGGUGUAUUGCCCAGGAACUUCAACUCGCUUAGGUUCGCCCCGAUAAAGAAAAGCGUCGAGGAUGAAUCCAACGAAGCUCUCCCCGAGAAUUUUGACGCCAGAGAACGAUGGCCUGAGUGCUCGUCCUUGUUGGGUUCGAUCAAGGACCAGUCUAACUGUGGAUCGUGUUGGGCCGUGUCUGCGGCUUCCGUGUUCAGCGACCGCCUGUGCAUAGCCACCGGUGGAGCGGUGGCCAAAAACCUGUCUGCCGAACAGUUGAAUACUUGUUGCUAUCGAUGCGGUAACGGAUGCGACGGAGGGUCGCCAGAGUCAGCGUGGUAUUUUUUCAUGAGGCACGGUAUCGUCACAGGUGGAGAUUACGGAUCCGAAGACGGUUGUCAACCGUACAGCAUUUAUCCAUGUGGUAAAGGAAGGAACACUUGCAUAGACAAUGAACCCGACACGCCAGAUUGUUCGAUAAAAACUUGCACCAACUCGAAAUACCCGAAAAACUACAGAGCUGAUUUGCAUUAUGUUGAUACCGUAUACUCGCUGUCGAGAUCCGAAGAAGAUAUCAUGAAAGAUUUAUACAAAAACGGUCCAGUCCAAGCGGCUUUUUAUGUGUACACAGAUUUCAUGUACUACAAAAGUGGAGUGUACAGUUACACCAGAGGUCAAAUAGAAGGCGGUCACGCGAUCAAGAUCUUGGGCUGGGGCGUUGACGACGGUACCAAGUAUUGGUUGUGCGCCAAUUCGUGGAGCCGAUCAUGGGGCGAGAACGGACUGUUCAGAAUACUUAGGGGCAACAACGAGUGCCACAUCGAGGACCGCGUGGUAGCCGGAAUGCCUCAUGUGCCGAAAAAUAUUAAUUAACAGAUAAAAUACACGUACAAUUUAUUAUAAUUGUCACUAUAUAUUGUAACAAAAAUAAUAUAUUAUAAUAAUAUGUAGACGCGACAGAGUUAGCCUUUUCUAUAUUGACCUCGGUCGUCCAAUUAUAUAUUUUGUAUUUACAAUAUUAUUAUUCACAUAAAUAUUUAUUUUAUAUUCA